ACCUGCGCUCUCCCCGGUGUGACGACGCUUGUCCUGUCGUGUUGCGAAAAGGGUUCCACGGAGAGUCCGCACCAAGCUGACGCGCAGUCGCCGGUCCGUGUUAAAAGUCUACAGUCAUCAAGCCAGACUGCGUUAAAAAAAAAUGAAAACUUCACAGUUUACUUGAUGAGCAGCAGCUACAUAACUCCUUCGACCUAACUCGAAACUUCGUACUGACCUGCAGACCUCAACCUCUCUCUUCCCAGAGGAGGGACAUGCCACAGGAGAUCAACCAGAGCCAGGCUCCUCUGCUCUGUUCCACAGGCUGUGGUUUCUAUGGCAGCGCCCGGAAUAAUGGCAUGUGUUCCAUGUGCUACAAAGACUUCCUCCAAAAACAGAACAGCAAUGGAUGUGUUAGCCCACAAGGUUCGUCUUCUACUGACAGCCGAAUUGGAGAGUUUCUCCUAGCACAGUGCUCUGACAAUACUACAGUCACUUCACCAGCAGCCAUAUUCCCAGCCCACACAGACUCCAGACACUGCAGUGGACCAACAUCUGCCUCAGCAACCUCAACAGAAGGGAGUACCUCAGGAGCAAAGACCAGUCUGACAGCUGGCUUUUUACAAAGGUCUGAACUAUCAGUGGACACACCCGUAAAGACAGAGGAGAAGUCAAAAGCCAAGAAGAACCGCUGCUUCACCUGCCAAAAGAAAGUUGGUCUGACAGGCUUUGACUGCAGAUGUGGAAAUGUAUUCUGCAGCUCGCACCGGUACUCCGACAUUCACAACUGCACCUUUGACUACAAAGCUGAUGCUGCAGAGAAGAUCAGGAAGGAUAACCCCAUCGUUGUCCGAGAGAAGAUCCAGAAGAUCUAAACAGAAUCAGAGCGGAAAAUAAAACUGGAGAUCAACCACUUAUGUUGCCAGCCUCAUGAUUAGCUGUUAUUCCUAGACCAAUCCACAGUAAUACUAAAGAACGACAUGUCUGUGAAACCCGUCGGCAACAUUGUAUAAUUGUAUCUUGAUUCUCGUAUUAAUUUUUUAAAACUCGGAAUGUUUUGGUAUGUGAGUUCUUCAGUAGUUCAUAAAUAAAUGAAUCAGGCCCCGUGAGUGGUUAAAAAUGCUAAAGGAAAAAACCGGUGGGGCUUUUCAAAGGGCUGUGCUUUUUUUAUGCAUAAUCUAAAAGAACGCAUGUAAACUCACCAGUGAUCUUUACUUUCCUCACUUCUUUGUAUGUAGUGUCAUUUCAUAACCAAAUGUAUUUGAAAAACACCAAACUUUGCUUUCACGUCAUCAACGAGAAAAAAAACUUUUUGUUUGAUUCUGGCUUUUAAUGUUUGUGAUCUUCCACAGAGGAUUAUGUGUGGGUGUGUUAGUUUACAAUAUGAGAAUAUAGUUCAUUUAUGGGUG
Xiphias gladius (swordfish) is the source of this 1388-nucleotide messenger RNA. It is a transcript of the gene zfand6, whose product is annotated as zinc finger, AN1-type domain 6. Lineage: Eukaryota; Metazoa; Chordata; Actinopteri; Istiophoriformes; Xiphiidae. The record is from RefSeq and is a predicted model, not a curated record. The transcript has 6 exons. Gene Ontology annotation, molecular function: zinc ion binding; DNA binding. Bases 255 to 854 code for a protein of 199 amino acids.